AUGACUGCCACAACCAUGGCCAGCAGCACCAGUGGCGUACGGAAACUUUCCAACCCCAAAGAGGAAAGGAAGUUAAGGAAACCUUUGAUUGAACGAAAACGAAGGGAAAGGAUUAACAAUUGUUUGGACCAGCUCAAAGAGACGGUUGUCGGAGCCUUUCGGCUUGAUCAAUCUAAACUUGAAAAAGCUGAUAUCCUUGAAAUGACAGUCAAACAUCUCCAGAAUAUCCAAAACAGCAAAAUAAUAGCAGAUUCCAAACUGGGCUUAGAAGCACAGCAGAGAUACAGCACUGGAUAUAUUCAAUGUAUGCAUGAGGUCCACAAUCUCCUCCUGACCUGUGAGUGGAUGGACAAGACCCUUGGAGCACGGCUGUUGAACCACUUGCUGAAAUCACUACCCAGAUCAAGUGAGGAAACUGGCAAGACAGGCUUGAGGUCUAUCACCCCUGGGAGCAGCAAGGGGAAUGCAACAGGCUCCAGCCAGUCUCAAAGUCAGUUCUGCCCUGUUGAAGACAAACAGGGGUUGAAAAAGUCAUUGCAGCCACAGCCGCCCUCACGUUGUAGUCAGCGCGAGUUGUCAUCUCCAAGCUAUUUUGCAUAUAAUGGUGCUAGCAUGGGAUCAUUAGACAUGUGGAGACCGUGGUAA
This is a messenger RNA of Eublepharis macularius, 645 nucleotides long. RefSeq names its product transcription cofactor HES-6-like. NCBI's taxonomy places the organism in Eukaryota, Metazoa, Chordata, Lepidosauria, Squamata, Eublepharidae. The coding region runs from base 1 to 645 and encodes 214 amino acids. Gene Ontology annotation, molecular function: RNA polymerase II cis-regulatory region sequence-specific DNA binding; protein dimerization activity; DNA-binding transcription factor activity, RNA polymerase II-specific. Gene Ontology annotation, biological process: regulation of neurogenesis; regulation of transcription by RNA polymerase II; anterior/posterior pattern specification. Gene Ontology annotation, cellular component: nucleus. The record is from RefSeq and is a predicted model, not a curated record. The transcript has 4 exons.